Messenger RNA from Monodelphis domestica (gray short-tailed opossum), 2187 nucleotides. RefSeq names its product transmembrane protein 19 (gene FAABTP). NCBI's taxonomy places the organism in Eukaryota, Metazoa, Chordata, Mammalia, Didelphimorphia, Didelphidae. Gene Ontology annotation, cellular component: membrane. The record is from RefSeq and is a predicted model, not a curated record.
CUCCGUCCCUGAUUGGCUUAGCUGGGCGCAUGCGCGAGCGAGGCCAAGCCGAGGGGCGGACGGACCUGGUUCUCGGGCUUGCUGCGGCAGCCUACGCUCCUUCUUUCCCCAUGCAGCGAGGGGCCUUCCAGUGAUCGCUGCCCUCUAUCCCAUGAAAGAUCUUGAGGCCAGUCUAUGCAAAGGAUAUAUAAAAAUGAUGACUAAUAUAGUUAUCCUGAGCUUGAUUCUUUUUAUUUCUUUAUCUUUCUGGAUUAUGUCCAUGACUGCAAGCACCUAUUAUGGUUCCUUGCACCCUAUUUCUCCAUGGCGAUGGCUGUUUUCUGUGAUCGUUCCUGUUUUGAUUGCAUUUAAUGGCUUAAAAAAGAAGAGCUUGGAUCACACUGGUGCUUUGGGAGGAGUAGUAGUUGGAUUUAUCUUGACCAUUGCAAAUUUGAGCUUUUUUACUUCUUUGAUGACAUUUUUCAUUUCUUCCUCAAAACUCACCAAGUGGAAAGAAGAAGAAAAGAAGCGUGUAGAUCCAGAAUACAAAGAAGGGGGGCAGAGAAAUUGGAUUCAGGUUUUCUGUAACGGAGCUGUACCUACUGAGCUGGCAUUACUCUACAUGAUCGAAAACGGGCCGGGUGAAAUCUGCAUCGAUUUCUCCAGACAGUACACGGCCUCCUGGAUGUGUUUGUCUCUCUUGGCCUCCCUGGCCUCCUCUGCAGGAGACACGUGGGCUUCAGAAAUCGGCUCUGUUGCCAGCACCACCCAGCCAAGGCUCAUAACAACCUGGCAGAGAGUUCCGAUCGGCACCAAUGGCGGCGUCACGGCGGUGGGCUUCCUCUCGAGCUUCCUGGGCGGCUCUCUGGUGGGCAUGGCCUACUUCUUCUCACAGCUGAUCUUCGUGAACGACCUGGACUCAUCGGCGCCCCAGUGGCCCGUGGUGGCCUUUGCGGGCAUGGCCGGCUUGCUGGGCUCCGUCAUCGACUCGUACCUCGGGGCCACCAUGCAGUACUCGGGUUGGGAUGAAGCCACCCGCAGCGUCGUCAGCCAGCCCACCGGGGAGACAAAAUACAUUUCGGGGAAACCGAUCCUUGACAACAACGCCGUGAACCUGUUUUCCUCCAUCCUCAUCGCCCUCCUGCUUCCUAGUGCCGCCUGGGCUCUGUGGCCCAUAGACUGACCUUUCCAUCAGUUAGAGACUAAAACAGAGUCCGGUCAAACGUUGUGAUUCUACGAGUUAGCCUCCAAACGAUCAUUUGAAUCCCCCCCGAUCACAGGGAUGUCAUUCAUUUUGUAUUUUAUCUUCCCAUCCUCGUAAGUCUCGUUAUCACUGGAAACAUUCCAGCAAAGAAAAUUCAACUUAAAAAAACCAAAAGAACAGAACCAGACACAAACGUCCCUUCCAGGACCUGAUGGAGCUGUUUGGACAGAAAGAAAAAUCUUUUCUGAUUGGCUUCUGCGGAUGACAAAGAAGACAGACGGCUGCCGGGACACCCGCGGGGGUUUGUCCACCUCUGACGGGGAACUAGAAAUUGCAGGAAGAAAUCUAACCCGACUCCUCUGCCAGGCCCGCGGCUGGCUCACCGGCAUCCAUUCGCAGCGAUUUAAACCAACCAAGCGUUCCACAGAGCGCCUCCAUCGUGGUCCUGAGUAGGUCGUUGUUUUCAGCUCGAGUCAGCCGUGUCUGUGUAAGAGCAUCCUCAUUCCUACCUGUUUAGUUAGUGGGAAAAGUGUAAUGAAAUAGGUAGUCGUGCUUGUUCUUAUGUCUAUCAGAAUGUGGGGGAAAAAGUGACCCAUAAGAGGAAAAAAACAACCCAGCCACAGAUGUCUUGCAUGUCUUUCAGUGUUGAUCCUAUGUAUCCUACUGGCUUUUUUCCAAAAAGAUGCUCUGUAGAAAUUAAUUUAUUCUUUUUCAGUAGAUUGUUUGAGAAAAAAGUCUUUCGGAAGAUGCCUUUUUUAAAAAUAUCUUUUUUUUUUUAAGUAGUAUAAGCUCGCAACUUAGAAUUUGCAUUUGAGGCAUUGAUCGCUUGUGGCACUACUGAGAACGUGAUGCAUUUAAGUAUUACCCGAGGACCUGUGGGGGACUCAUCGGAAGGCACAAGGGGUUUUUUUUGCAUAGAGACCUACUUCAUCAUCCCCUCCUCAAAGGUGUCUCCCUGAUUGUCAAUUUCAUUCACAAUAAAAACAGGUCUGUUUGCUCCUUUA